This is a messenger RNA of Suillus subalutaceus, 2342 nucleotides long. RefSeq lists its product as uncharacterized. Bases 355 to 2130 code for a protein of 591 amino acids. NCBI's taxonomy places the organism in Eukaryota, Fungi, Basidiomycota, Agaricomycetes, Boletales, Suillaceae. The transcript is spliced from 3 exons. The record is from RefSeq and is a predicted model, not a curated record.
UGGGAGGUACUCGCCUCAUGUUAUCCAGCCGCCUACUCUCUAUGGCCAAUCGAUUUCAUUCUACGAGCAUCGAUAGUGAUAUCGUGCUUCUUACGCCCCCCUUUUUCGUGGCAUCCUCACCUUUCACAACAAGCUUCUCCUGCAUGCCCGCCCGUCCACGGUACUUAUACCUGACACUGGUUUCGUGUGUCCGAGGUUUCCUUGUACUUACGCAUUACACGUACUUAGCCCCUUCGAUCGUUCAGCGCCCUUACCACCCUUCCACGCCAUUGAUCGCACGCGGGGAGUCCACAGGAAAGCAUUUUGUCGCCACUCACUUAACCCAGUCCUCUAUCUCUCAUUUGCUUCAUCACCAUGUUUCGCUUCAUGGGCUCGGAAUUCAAUAGCAAGGGCAAACAACGUCAGCAAGAUGCUGACCCGCAACUUCAGGUGCAUAUCCAAACCGAGGUCCACUCGAAUCAUCCUCCUGUGGAGAGCCAAGACUCCCAAGCCCUUGACAGUACAUCCUCCCUCCCGACUACGCCUUCAAACCCUAAGCGCCCGCUGCCUCCCGGGCUCCGCGUGCCGACACACCCUUACCCAUACUGGCAAAAUCAUACGCCGGCAUCAUCCUCCCAGAGUAGCCUCGAAUCACCUAAAACCCCUUCGCAAAUUUCCUGGCUUGGAGGGCCUGGAGGAACUUCGGUUGCUCGUGCCGCAUCAUCGGCACCAAAUCUUCUGCCUCAUCAUUUCCCACCACCACCUCCCACUUCACCACCAGCAAAUGUCCCACGCACGCGGACCUUACAACCCUCCAAGAGCUCGCAUUCAUUGCGAGUACCGGUGCAGGAGUGUUUUGGGCAGCCACUCUCUCCAAUUGUUGAGCAAGACUAUAUGUCACCUGAGAAGCGCACCGUGUCAUUACCGAGCAGCCCUGAUGGCUCCGGUUCUCGAGCGAGUGGUACUACGGGUACUAUGAUGACUCCAACAAGUGUGGUGGCUAUGUACUCUGCACGCCCACCACCCACGCCCACCACCCCAGUUGCUCCUCCACAAUUUGCGAGACGACGAGAGGAUUCACUUACUGGUGACUCGUCACGUUCAUCGCCAGUAUAUUCAAAUUUUGUUUCUCGCCCGCUGAACAGGACCAUAAGUAUGUCGUCGACGAGGACGCACCAGUCUGGCAACUCGGCAUCUGCAACACCGCCUGUGAUUCCUCCUCUUGAUCUACGCCCAGCCUUUCCAGGACCCCUCCCCUCAGACACACUUUUGUCCCGGGAUAUCGCUGAUGAAGGGCUGGGUAUCCCCGACGAUUCAUCGACAAAACGCGAGAGCUUCGUCACAGCUCGGUCGGCUGCUGCAGUGCGGGAGAGCAGGUACUCUGCUAUGCUUUUGGAACCGGAUCAUGAACCUCUAGAUGAUCAGGAGCUCCCAUCAAGCCGAACUGCGGAGUCCUCUAACAGUUCCCCCGAGCACCAACAAGGGAUCCCCCAGCUGCCUCCAGCAACACACACACCCGUACUUCCCCGUCCUUCAUCACGAACCUCAACAUAUCCACCCUCAUAUUCACUACCACAGCCCAAUGUAGAUCACCGGACCAAUCACGGUAGGAUCGAUACUCCAAGCCAGCGUGAUUCUGUCCGAUCAAUGUCAUCUUCAUUCAUCGACCGUCGCUUUGCAGAGUCUGAGCUAUAUUUCAGCUCGCACACGGAAUGCUCUAGCGCACGCCAAGCCAACGAGAAAUGGGGCAAGCAUACUGAGAAAUCCGACACCGCUCGGACGCUGUUCUGGCUUGGGUUUAUCGCGCCAUGGUGUUGGCUCAUCGGUGGAUGGCUGGUGAAAGCCAAGAGUAAUAAUAGCUAUGGCCGGAGCGGGAGCAUGAUGCCCUUGUGGACGGGUAAGAGCGCACAGACCGUUGAUUCAUUUAGGAUGCAGCCGAUGCACCAUGGCUAUCCCUUCGUGGCACCUUCGGUACAGAGCUUAAUGCCGCCAUCGUAUUCGCGAGGGAUUCAUUCAACUCAUCCUCGUGGCCCUUUUUUGAUGGCAAGGAGUCCGUGGAUUAGGAGGUGUAGAGUGGCUGCUGCUGUGAGUGGGAUUGUUAUCAUGCUGCUCUUCAUUGCUGCCCUGGUGGUAGUUGGAAAGAGCAGUUGAGUCGAAUUUUGGACAACUAAUGAAGGAUUCGUAUCUGGGUAUUUUAUUCUCAAAUUAAAAUGAGCAAAGCGAUCUUUACCGUAUAGUACUAUAUGAUCAUUUCUCCAUUGAAGCUUCCAUCACAUUUCGAGGAUCAGAAUCAUAGACCUGGUUCGGACCUGUAGCACUUCAUGAAUACCUAGCACUUUACGAAUAUGUAGAACAUCACGAAU